Molecule: messenger RNA, 775 nt
Organism: Macrobrachium nipponense
Lineage: Eukaryota; Metazoa; Arthropoda; Malacostraca; Decapoda; Palaemonidae
Product: crustacyanin-C1 subunit-like
Exons: 4
Coding region: 50-649 (199 amino acids)
Biological process (GO): response to reactive oxygen species; lipid metabolic process
Cellular component (GO): cytoplasm
Molecular function (GO): pigment binding
Source: RefSeq, a predicted model, not a curated record
UAGGCUAUAGCUUCACAAAGGCUCGUACCUCGAACGAACAAAGGUAGCAAUGACCCGCUCAUCCCUCCUCGUAGCGUUGGUACUUGUUGCUGGAGCCAUCGCAGAUAAAGUUCCCGACUUCGUCACGAAAGGAAAAUGCCCAGCAGUGGAUGAACGAACGCUUUGGACAGCACAGAAACCCAACCACUCGAGGUUCGGAGGUACGUGGUAUCAGUACGCCAUAACUGCAAAUCCCUACCAGCUAUUGGAUCAAUGCGUCCGUCUCCAGUAUGACUUCAAUGGCAGCGGCUUUGACGCAAAGGCCUAUGGCAUCACCGCCGAAGGAAAUACACUGAAGAGACAAGGACAGAUCGCCCCUAUGCCCCUGGGAGAUCCCCACCUCAUGGUGGCCUUUGAUAACUCCUUCCCCGCUCCCCUCGUCAUCCUGGACACCGACUACGAAAACUACGCCUGCCUCUACUCCUGCAUGGACUACAACUUCGAAUACUAUUCCGAUUUCUCCUUCAUCUUCGCCCGCACCCCGACGCCCUCCAGCACAUACAUCAAGAAAUGCGAAACCGCCUUCAGCAACAUCGGCCUCGACCUUUCCCGGUUCUUCAAGACUGUCCAGGGACCCCGAUGCCCUUAUACUGACCUGGCUAGCCUUUAAAGCGUUCAAGGUCUUCGAUAAACAUUUUCUAUUCAUCAUACUUUCAGCACAAGUUUCAUUCUGUCAGUUCUUUUAGAAUCAGCCCGUUUUUUUAUCCAUAUUUUUCGUAAUAAAAAUAAGUUGUUA